Messenger RNA from Triticum aestivum (bread wheat), 1650 nucleotides. RefSeq lists its product as uncharacterized. The transcript has 5 exons. Bases 338 to 649 code for a protein of 103 amino acids. Lineage: Eukaryota; Viridiplantae; Streptophyta; Magnoliopsida; Poales; Poaceae. The record is from RefSeq and is a predicted model, not a curated record.
GACUGCUUUGGCUGGACCGGCUGUUUCGAAUUAGCACAUGUAAAGUGGGCCUGGUGACCUCCGUGGAGCAGAUAGAGCCACGCGACCAGGUUGGCUCGUCAUUCGCCUCUCUUUGCACACAAGCUCGGCGCGGCGGCUGCUAUGUUAUUUCAGAGAGGCGCACCGCGGUGGCGAUUCCCCGCCGGCGAGAUGUCGACCAACGGCCUCGACCUCGACGGGACGAGGGGAGCACACAUCGCCGGAUGGAAUUGUACUGUGUUCCCAGUGAAAUCCCAGGAUUCCAUGAGUGCGCCGGCUCUAGAGACGGAGAAGGCCGGCGAAGCUCAGGAAGCUGGAGAUGGGCAGAGAUACGAGGUGUGCUGUGUGCUCUGAAGCUACUAGCGGCUGGACAACGAGGGUGAGGCUUGGCAAAGCACCUGACGAAAUGUCGACAGACGACCUCGAGCUCGACGGGAGGGGGGGAAUGGGCAGAGAUACGAGGUGUGCUCUGAAGCUACUCGCGGCUGGACAAGGAGAACAUAUCGCCUUGGCCCGUCCGGUGGAGUUGCAGGCUUCUCUUCGCAUCGCCGGUGGGGAAGCCGUGCCAAGGAACCAGGCAUUUGAAAAAAUUGCAGAUUUGUUCUACGGGCCAAGAAAAAAUUGUGUGUAGAUUUUGCCUGCAAGUAUUGAUUCUCAUGUCAGUUAUGUGAAUGCAUCUUGGACUGUUUCAAUUCAUGUAUGUGCUGCCAUGACUGAAUGUGUAUGUUCUUUUUUUUUUCUGUUGUUUCCAGCUGUUAAUGGGCUUGACCGAAUGGAUUUGCAGUUGUCAUUUGUUUUGAUCAGUAGUGUGUCAUUGUUUGUUCCUAGUUUUGGGAAUUCUGCUUCAUAAGUAACUCUACUGACAUUUUUCUGAAGAACACCGCAUGAAGUGUGUUCAUGCCUUUUUUAUGAUUAAAUGAUAAGCUAACUUUAGCCAGUUUUCUGGUGAUUAAUAUGUUAAUUUCGGUAGAUAACUAAGCUGUGUGGAGAAAUAAAUAUCCUCCUUUGCCAACUUCUUGUAAAUUAAAUUAGUUGUAAAACUCAUGUGACCCAAUGUAUUCAUGAUACGCUUGCGUGAUCAUUGAACCAUGUCAUGUUAUUUGGCAUAGUGGGACUUCGAAUUUUGAUGAAACUCAUUGUUUCCAUGACUUGUUGGUUGACUGGUCUAUUCCAGUUCAGUACUCUGUUUGUCAAGGAGGAUAAAUGAAUAAAAUUUUGUUCCUGAUCAGAACCAUGUUGAUAUGGACUGUGUCCUGAACCCUGAUGUAGAAGGUGUUUAAUCCGAUGCAAUUUCCUAUUGUUGCGAUCCUAUAGUAUUGCCUUCUGGCCAAUUCAGCAAUUUCCCUGGUUGAAGCUGCUCAAGCUCUGUUUCUUUGGUUGUUGUUCCCUGUCAGCGAUCCAUUUGACUCACUAGAGCGUAUGUUUGUAAUUAUUAUAAAGGAUUUGUACCGUUUGUGAACCAUAUCAAAUUACUAAGUUGGGUGAUGGGUAUUCCAAUUAUGGUUGCUAGUUCUGUAUGUAGAACAUGAUCUGUGUAUUAGUCAAAACCAGCACAUGCUGUGUGUUAGCUUAAGUUAUUUUGUCAAAAUGUGUCGAUUUUUAAGGCAGUUAUAGUAAUAAUGGUUUGUGUUG